Messenger RNA from Nothobranchius furzeri (turquoise killifish), 3781 nucleotides. RefSeq names its product chordin (gene chrd). The record is from RefSeq and is a predicted model, not a curated record. Gene Ontology annotation, molecular function: BMP binding. Gene Ontology annotation, biological process: dorsal/ventral pattern formation; negative regulation of BMP signaling pathway; multicellular organism development. Lineage: Eukaryota; Metazoa; Chordata; Actinopteri; Cyprinodontiformes; Nothobranchiidae.
AGAGGGGCGGCACUGGAGAGGCUGCUCAUUUUGGGGGAGAGACACACCGUACAGCUGGUCUCACAGAACCUCAGCCUGGCUGAGACCCGGUGGUUUCUAACCAGUUCAGUCCCAGUGUCACCAGCCAGCAGGACAUCACCUGGAUUUCUGAAAAUUUUACUACCAGUUUUGACGCAAGAGUUCACUUAAGAGCAACAGGAAUCGUGAGGAGUGUACUUCUCCAGAGCUUUGGGAUGCUGGCUCCCAGCGCGCUACGCUCCUUGCUGUGCGCACUGAGCUGCGCGUGCUGGCUUCGCUCCGGAGCCGCCUCGCGCCUCAAAUCUCCAGCUCUGCCUAUCCAGUCCGAGAGAGACCCGCUUCCGUCCAAAGGCUCAUCAGGAUGCUCAUUUGGAGGUCGUUUUUACUCCCUGGAGGACACGUGGCACCCAGAUCUGGGAGAGCCCUUCGGAGUCAUGCAUUGUGUUCAGUGCCACUGUGAGCCUCAGCAAAAGACUCGUCGUGGUAAAGUGUUGGGGAAGGUUAACUGCAGGAACAUCAAGCAGGACUGUCUGGUUCUGGACUGCACCAACCCCAUCCUGCUGCCAGGACACUGCUGUAAAACCUGUCCAAAAGAUGAUCAUAAACAGCCCGACCCUCUGCUGGACAGCUUAGAGUAUUUCCAAGAGAAAGGCAAAGAGGACGACCUGCACAAGUCGUACAAUGACAGGUCCUACCUGAGCUCCGAGGACACAGUUCUGGGGGAGAGCCGUACCGACUUUGUAGCGUUGUUAACAGGAGUGACGGACUCUUGGCUUCCCACGUCCGGUGGUGUUGCCAGAACCCGUCUUUCCCUGACCAGAACCAGCCUGACCUUCUCCGUCACAUACCAGCGAAUGGGCCGUCCCAGUAAAAUAGUCUUCCUGGACUCCGAUGGGAUGACUGUUUUUGAAUAUAAAGUCCCCAAAGGACAGUCAGACAUGAUAUGCGGUGCGUGGAAGAACGUCCCGAAGCCUCUCCUGCGGCAGCUGCAGGAGGAGCAGAUGCACAUCCGCAUGGCCACCUCUGCGAGCCGACGGGAGGAGGUGGAGGGGAAGGUUGUGAAGCACCGGGCGCUGUUUGCUGAGACUUUCAGCUCAAUGCUGACAUCUGGGGAGGAGAACUCUGGCAUGGGGGGCAUCGCCAUGCUGACGCUGAGCGACAGCGAGAACAACCUUCACUUCAUCCUCAUCCUGCAGGGACUGAUCCGACACAAGCACAAAGAGCCCAUUUUAGUGCCUAUCCAGGUCCAGCUGAUGUACCGCCAGCAUAUCCUGAGAGAGAUCCGAGCCAACAUCACCUCUAAUGAUCCAGACUUUGCCGAGGUGCUGACAGACCUGAACAGCCGCGAGCUGUUCUGGCUAUCACGGGGUCAGCUGGAGAUCGCCGUAGCGACCGAGGGUCAGAAUCCCAGACAAAUCCGAGGCUUCAUCACCAGCAGGAAAUCUUGUGACACUCUACAGAGUGUGAUGUCCAGUGGCGAUGCCCUAACCCCAGGGAAGACAGGAGGCGUGGGAUCAGCUGUCUUCAACCUCCAUGACAAUGGAACACUGGACUACCAGGUUCAAGUUGCGGGUCUCACCAGCGACGUCGUCGGCCUCACCAUAGAACUGAAGCCUCGGCGCCGACACAAGCGCUCGGUCCUCUACGAUUUGACUGCAGAGUACAUCAAAGCCUCCAGGUGGGCGGUGGGCAGCUGGAGUCGUCUAGAAGCUCGACACAUCCACAUGCUGCUGCAGAACGAACUCUUCAUUAAUGUGGCCACGGCACACAACCAGGAAGGGGAGCUCAGGGGCCAGAUCAAGGCUCUGCCAUAUAAUGGCAUUGAGGCACCUAGAAAUGAGCUACCAACCCCACUAGCUGGUCACUUUGUGUCCCCACCAGUGAGAACUGGUUCCUCCGGGCACGCCUGGGUGUCCGUGGAUAAACAGUGUCACCUGCACUAUGAGAUCAUAGUCGCAGGUCUCAGUAAGACAGACGACGCGACUGUGAACGCCCACCUACACGGGCUGGCUGAGAUCGGAGAGCUGGGCAACAGCAGCGCCUCACACAGAAGGCUGCUGACGGGCUUCUACGGCUCACAGGCUCAGGACGUUUUAAAGGACCUGAGUGUUGAACUGCUGCAACACCUGGACCAGGGAACAGCCUUCCUCCAGAUCAGCACCAAGAUGAAUCCUCAGGGAGAAAUCCGAGGACGGGUCCACGUUCCAAACAGAUGCAUGUCUGGAGCUGGAGCUGGAGCGGAGGUGGAGGAGGUUGAGUUUGACGACGUUUUGCUGAAGGACCCAGAGGAGCUAAAGAAAGAUCCUCAUACAUGCUUCUUUGAAAACCAGCACCAGGCCCACGGCUCCCGCUGGACUCCCAACUAUGACAAGUGUUUCACCUGCGGCUGUCAGAAGCGAACAGUGAUCUGUGAUCCAGUCAUCUGUCCGGUGUUGACUUGUUCCAGAACCGUUCAGCCUGAAAACAAGUGCUGUCCCGUCUGUGAUGAAAGGAGAGAACCCAAGGACAUGAAAGUCCCUGAAUGGGUAGAAGAACACCCUGAAGGGUGCUACUUUGAAGGAGACCAGAAGAUGCACGCCCCAGGAACCACAUGGCAUCCCUUUGUUCCUCCUUUCGGCUACAUUAAAUGUGCUGUCUGCACCUGUAAGGGAUCUACAGGGGAGGUGCACUGUGAGAAGGUGACGUGUCCUGUGCUGACCUGCAGCCACCCUGUGAGACGGAGUCCCUCUGACUGCUGUAAGGAGUGUCCAGAGGAGGAGAGGACGCCUGCAGGCCUGCAGCACAGUGACAUGAUGCAGGCAGACGGGCCGCGACACUGCAAAUUUGGCAAGAACUAUUACCAGAACAGUGACAGCUGGCAUCCUUGGGUUCCUCUGGUGGGAGAGAUGAAGUGCAUCAACUGCUGGUGCGAUCACGGGGUGACCAAAUGUCAGAGGAAGCAGUGUCCAGUCCUGGCCUGCUCAAACAUAACGCGUACGGAGAAUUCCUGCUGUCCUGAAUGUGCUGGAACCAAAGAGGAAGAUGGCCAGAUGACAAACACACCAGACAAGCAAAGGCAAAGGUCAUGGAGGCCCUGAUGCCUCGGAACGCUCUCACUCCUGAGACACCUCCCCCUCACCCCUUCCUUGGCCAAUCAGCUCCUUCCUCACCAAACCGCGCAGAUGUGAUCUCAAAACUGCACACUACAUCCCCGACCCCCACCACAACCCACACGAUUAUCAGCUUCAAGAAUGUAAUGAGGAGAGUGAAACACAGACGGGGAGUCACGAAGGAAAUGGAAGACUCUUCUGCUACUUUCAGCAUUCGAUGGGAUUUAUCGGUGCUCAGAACGUCACAGAAGCUCAACGGGAUGCUGGAAAUCCACAAAAGCAGCCAAAAGGACUGAAAUCUAGAGUUUGAGCAGCAAUUGUUGGAAAGAUGAAGUGAUUGGGGAGUGACAGAGCUUCUUUUUGAAGCACAGCCUCAAACGGACACAUUGAGGGCUGCUCCUGUCUGGAGCGAUGCAGGUUUCUAUGUGUGUGAUUUUAUUUUUUGAUAACGAUUAGGAUGCAUUUCUCCCUGUCUCUUCAGCCAGCCUGCAGCUCACACAUGGGAGAGGACUUUGAAACGUCCCGUCCUGUUUGGGUUGUGAUUUAUUAGCAUUUUUUUACGAUCAUUUUUCAUCUUUGUGAACUAUAAAAGCAGGUUUGUAUUUAUUGAAUAUUGUCGAAACAAAAAUAAAAGGAUGUUUGUUGAUAGAAGAUGGAACGUUUGCAAAUUUUUC